Sorghum bicolor (sorghum) is the source of this 1068-nucleotide messenger RNA. RefSeq lists its product as uncharacterized. Lineage: Eukaryota; Viridiplantae; Streptophyta; Magnoliopsida; Poales; Poaceae. Bases 323 to 721 code for a protein of 132 amino acids. The transcript has a single exon. The record is from RefSeq and is a predicted model, not a curated record.
CCAUCUCCCCUUCCCCUUCCCCUUCCCCUUCCUCGUCUCGCGCAGCCAAACGUCUCCGCCUCCUCUCCUUCCCCUCGCCGCCGCGCUCGCCACCCCUAUUAAUUCUCCUCCUCCUCCACUUCCACGUCCACCACUCCGCACGCCUCGACGCACAACCUCCUCCUCCUUCGACGUCGUGCGCUUCGCUUCGCCAGUUCGCCUACUUCCUGCCGUUCCUGUCUGUGCCGAGACACGCAGGGCAGAGGCAGAGCCAAGUCAGGGGAGAGCACUAGAGCACAGGGCAGCCAGCGGUCAAGAAAGGAAGGAGAGAAGAGCCGGCGCCAUGUCCGUGCGAGUGGCGUCCGCGCCGGCGGCGGCGAGGUCCGCGGGCGGCGUGGCUGCGUGGCCGUACCUGGAGCACAUGGCGCGGUGGGAGCGUCAGGUGGAGCGGCGGCAGCUGUUCCUCCGGAGCUACCACUUCUCCCGCGACGCCGAGUCCCCACGGUCCCCGCGCGCGCGCGCCAGGCGCGUCGUCUGGGUGGGGCUCCGCCGCCUGCGCCGCGCCGCGGCCACGGGCCUCCGCCGCCUCCGCGCGCGCCUCCGCCUCUGCUUCGGCUGGGCCACCCGCCGCCGCGGCUCCUCCUCCUUGCCACGCCGCUCCAAAACCGGUGGCCUACGCUACGGCCGCCUCUCCGGCGCCGGCAAGCCCCGCGCCGCCGCCGAGUCCGUCUUCUUCUGGUAACUGCGCUGGCGCCGCCGGCGCAGAGCACUGCACUGCAGAGGCGUGUGCGUGUGCGACCUCGAAGCAUUCUUUGCUUCGUCUGCUUGGUUGGUUGGCGUGUGUGAAACGGAGAGGAGCUUACUUAGACAUGGAUUAGCUGGUGGUGCAUGUUAACUUCUACUGCUGUUUCUGUGGAGUGCUUGCUUAAACUAGCAGUAUUAUUAUUUCCUAAUUAGAGAGGACAAAGAGUGUUAAUUAAUUAUUAGUAGGGGAUUAUGAAUGGCGUUUUUUUUUCAUUUUUCAUCGCAACUCGCUGCUUGUCUUGUCUGAAUAUAUUCUCCUGCCUUUUCUAUCAAUGAAUGAAUUGU